AUGCUCAACAUCAAGCUUAAACAGAAUCUCAUUCUUGAUCUCGAAUCAUCUCGCUACAAUGAAGAUCUAGGUCCCAUGAUUGAAUGCUUAAGGUUCUCAUCACUUGCUCAAGCUUUAACCAUGGCAGAAUCUGUUCCUUUGGUCCAUCUUUCUAAGGCCUAUUUGUCUGCCAAUUACAGUAAAUAUGAUGGACUUAUUCAAUUCGAGGACUCAUGGAAUGGGCUAUUUACUCUCUUGUUCAAGAGCUUCUUUAAAAGAGUUGUAGGCUCUGAGAUUGCAAUUGCUCCAAAACACAAUCUCCACCACCCACCACACUAA
Messenger RNA from Lactuca saligna, 318 nucleotides. Lineage: Eukaryota; Viridiplantae; Streptophyta; Magnoliopsida; Asterales; Asteraceae. The record is from the annotation of a GenBank genome assembly.